UUUCGAUUUCGCCCUCACACUAGUUAUGUGCACGUGCAUGUGUUUUUCUGCUGUUGCUCCGUUUCAGAGUGAAAUUAAUUGUGCUUGUUCUUUUAAUCGAAUUUUAUUUUACCGGUUAUCUGCAUAAUACUAUAGUGAAAAAGCUGUGUUUUGCUUUGCUGUUGACCUAUCAAUAAAAUGUGGAAUUCAUUUCACUUGGAGUGUCCUGUGCAAGAUGUAUGUGAAUAUCGCCGAAAAAAGAAUUCAAAAAUUGAGUUAUUUCAAGAGUUGAUAAGCAUUCUUUCCUCAGGAGCAGAUAUACUCACCCGUGAUCAUCCCAUCUGGACCGAAAUAAAAGUAUUUAAUAAUGUACAGUCAAAAUAUAAAAGGAUAUUACAUUGUGAUAAACUUCUGCAUCUGAUUCAACGUGUUGGCCGCUGUUUAAAAAAGAUGGUUUUGCUGAAUUUAUCUAGAUCAUAUUUAGACCUUGCUGAACGAUUUAUAAUUGCUCUUCAAGAUCCAAAAGCUGUUGUACAAUUGCCUUCACGACAACAACUGGAGUACAUUCUCCUUCGCACUCAAGCAACAUCUAAACUCAUUUGUGAAGCUUUAGAAUAUUCUAGGGAAACAUUUUGUUAUCUUCUUCAGAAGUUAAAUGUUGGACAUCUCUUGCUUGACUUACUUAUGGCAACAUCGGUGACAGCUAGAUUACACAUUAUAUUCAAAGCUGUUUUAGUACAGAUAUAUGAUCUUUACAAAAAACUUUUCCCAUGGCUCACAAAACUAAAGAAAGGAAGUUGGGAAUGGCCUUCUUCAUUGGCAUUACCAAACAAUUUGGAAGAAUGGCUAAAGCCUGAGCAUUUUGAUAAUCUCAGUAAAAACUCUGAAGCAUCUGAAAGUCAAAUAAAUGCUUUGGCCAAUUAUUUUGCGAAGAAAAAAGCAAAUGAAAGAGAUAAACCUGAUGUGAUUGAUCUAGAUUCAGAGAAAGAUGUUAAUAUAAUAAACUGUGAUAUCCAACAGUUAGAUGAAGAUAUUGGAGAAGUUGUUGUUCCUGAGAAAACAUCAGUUGAAAAUCAGCACCGUAAAUUCACUAGUUCUCAAAAAAGUAUUUUGAGAAAAAUAUACAAGGCGAAAACAUUGGAAAAACUUCAAACAGUGUGGGACAAUAUUAAUGCAGCAUCAGAAGAUUUAUAUCCUUUUAUGUUAACUCAGAAGAAAAUCAAUAAAAUAAACAAGCUUUUAGAUAGUGUGGGAAACUCUGCAGACAACAAGUAUUGUGCUUCAGGCAAGUCAAAGGUACCCAUCAUGCAGAAUAUUAGAUUUCGAUUUACGAAAUAUUUAGGCCUGGUGAAAAAUCAAGAAGAAUAUUUUCAUUUUGCUGAAGAGUUUUCCCAGAAGAAAAAAGAUGUGAUAAAAUUUAAACCUGUUAAAAAGAUUAAAGAACUGAAGCAAAUUCAUGAGGAAAUGUGCAGACAUAUGAAUGAUGCUUCUGAAUAUGAAAAAUUAGAGAAAUUAAGUAAAUAUUAUGAGGGACAAUAUGCUGCACUUAAAGAACUGAAAAAGAGUGGUGAUUUGGAGCUUACCAAGAAAUUAACUUAUUAUGCAUCAAAAGUGCUUAUUAGAAUGUUUAACGGACAAUAAAUUGUAUGCUGUUUUAUGGACUAAGUAUUUGCUAUUUAUUAAGAAA
Uloborus diversus is the source of this 1666-nucleotide messenger RNA. RefSeq lists its product as uncharacterized. Gene Ontology annotation, biological process: positive regulation of Notch signaling pathway. Gene Ontology annotation, cellular component: nucleus. NCBI's taxonomy places the organism in Eukaryota, Metazoa, Arthropoda, Arachnida, Araneae, Uloboridae. The transcript has 11 exons. The coding region runs from base 178 to 1620 and encodes 480 amino acids. The record is from RefSeq and is a predicted model, not a curated record.